Molecule: messenger RNA, 902 nt
Organism: Theobroma cacao (cacao)
Lineage: Eukaryota; Viridiplantae; Streptophyta; Magnoliopsida; Malvales; Malvaceae
Source: RefSeq, a predicted model, not a curated record
AUAAGAGACAGUAGGUGGCUAGGACUUGGUUUUCAAUCCUUUAAUUCCCUUUGGGCUCUUUAUUUCCAACUUUGAGACUUGACAAUAAACCUUCAGAAAAGUCCUUCAACAAGGGUCAUUCCAUACAUAUCUCUCUCCUAUCCACUUUUCUCUUCUUCACUAAACUCUAUCCUCUGUUUUUCCUCUCUUUUCCUUUCUAUAUCAUGGCCAAUUCACUUAACCAAGCUAUCACUACCCUCUUCUUCUUCUCCUCCAUAAUUCUCAGCUUCUUUGUUCAAGCCAAGCAAGACAACCCUUGUCCAUAUCCAUGUUACCCUCCACCAACAGGCACCGGCGGUGGCACCCAAAUCGGCGGCACUGUCCCUCAAACACCUCCGGCUAGUUAUUCACCACCUCCUCCACAAGGGACGUCCUACCCUACACCAACAGGGACUUUACCAUACUACCCUCCACCACCUUAUGGUAAUUCUUUAUACGGUCAGCCCCCUCCUGACCCCAUCUUGCCUUAUUUCCCUUACUACUACAGAAAACCUCCUCACAAAACAGAUGAUGAGUCAUCAGCAACAAGUAAUCCUGGAAAAUCAUUGCUCACGAUUGCAACCACAAAUUUUAUUGUAUUUGUUUUCCUAGUUGUUUCUAGUUUAGGGUACUAGCUGAAAAUUUUUUGUGUAAAGUAUUUGUCUUUAAGCCAUGUUUUCAAUGAGAUGAGGGUUUGAAUGUAGGGACUUUUUAGUGUUUAAUGAGAGAAGAAAAAGAGGUUGGGAUGCGUUCUUAGUUGCUGAAAAAAGGUGUAGAAUUGGUGAUGUGGUGAAAGACAAGGGGAAUCGAAGAGGUGGUGGCCCCAGGCCAUUACUCUUUUGUUUGCUAAUGAAGAGAUGACCAGUAUGUUUAUUUUUGUUUCA